GGUUCCGGACCAUAAGAGACAGCUGCUGUUUGGUAGGAGGAGUUACCUUGCCCUAACCCCACCAGAUCCAUCCAGGCCUAAGAUUUGAAAGUCAUUUUUGCAUUAUGGGGGAGUGCGCGGGUCUCAGCCCAGGGCGGCUCGGUGCCUGAGAGCUGCGCCUGUCUCUGGGUUUGCAGCAGCGGAGGGAAGCAGAGGCCAGCCGGGCUGAGGGCCCAGGAAGGUAAAUGCGGGACUUCUGGGAGAAUGAGCUGUGACAACUGCUAGGCAGUGGGAAAGGGAAUAAACAAGAGAUAUUCCUCUGUUGCCCCCCCCCUUCCCCAUUCUGCUUGCUAAGGGCAUCUGCUCCUUUCUGGUAGAAAAAAUUCUGGAAAACAAUCAAACAAAAAAACCCGACCCUACUGAAUGAGGUAGAGAAGGUAUUUGGAUCCUGAGAGAGGGUACUAGAACAAGUAUCUCUGAGAUGAAUUAUUUUCUUCUUUUCUUUUUUAAGAAGAAUGUUGUAGUUGCUCAGCCCUGGCCUUGGCAAAUGAAUGAGAGAACUCGAAUUGUCACCAAGCUACCUGAACUGUCUCUGAAAGUCGGGCUUCUUGGAGCUGGCGGAGGCUCGGAGGAAAAGACCAGGGCUGGCAGCACUCUGGGUAUCUGUUCUGGAUAGAACCCAGAAGUUGUAACGUUGUCUAUAUAUACCCUGUAGAACCGAAUUUGUGUGGUAUUCACAUAGUCACAGAUUCGAUUCUAGGGGAAUAUAUGGUCGAUGCAAAACCUUCACGUUUCUCCGAAAUAACCAGAACUGGAGAGAGUAGAGGCAGCCGGUGCAGGUCAGCAACUUCUUUCUGUUUUAUUGCCUUGUACUUCAGGAGGAUCGACUGUGCCUGGUGACACUAUGCAGCCUUUCCCUGCAGAAGCUCCACACCUUUAAACAGAGGUUUCAGUGGGUGCUACAAAAAACAAAACAAAACAAACAAAACCCUUAACUGGAUGCAUGAAUGCAGGGCCAAAGGGCUAGGUUUGGGGGUCUUGCGAGUAAGGUAAAAGACCAGCUAGGUUCAGCUACAGCUCUGUUCUCCAAGAAUAUAAAUGGCAAAGGUACCCAAUUGGGAUCGGGCUAGUUGACUUUUAAAGCCCUGGGGUGGGAAGAAAGCAAGCUGGAAAGAAGUUCAUUAGGACCUUUGUGGUGCAUUUCAGAGAGGUCUCUUCACCACCUUUCUGGCCCAACACUUCAAGAACCUGGACCCUGAUGUCCUCUGGCCAUACAGCAAGGCCCAACUUAGGCUAGAAGCAACCUGUCCUGGGCACUAAUAAGGAAACCAUGGUGGUUACUCAUUGCCUAACUUAAUUCAGGCGUGCCAGAAUCUGGUAUCUUUUGGGUGACCCUGAUGAAGACAAAGCCAGGACACAGUCUUUGUAUGGCAGAGUCCCGUCUCCCGCCGCCUGGGCGGGUAAACUGCCCGCCUAAGAUACUCUGUCCAAGGCAGAGGCACCUUGCCCACCUACCCUUCCUUGCUUUAUACCCCACUAGGACUCCUCACUUGCCCCUGAACUGUGCCCAGUUUGAGGGGUUGCUUCAGGCUAUUCUGAGUGGAGAGGGCAUGAAAGAAGGUUAGCAAAGUCAGGAACAGAGGGGGAAAAAAAGCCCAAAACGAGAUUACCUUCUGGGGAUAGGGAUGCUGGGGUUGGAACUACUUUAACAUCUGGCAGGGACCCUCAAAUGUGGCAAGGCGAGCCACUUGAUUACACGUCUGUUAUUUAGUUAAAUUUGUGAAAAUUAUGAGAUGCUCACCAACCCGGUGAUAAACUCGCUCCCUCCCCAUUGGCUGGCCUGGUCACAUGGCCGUCCAACUUUAUUCAGUUGACAGCAAGUAGGAGGGCCCUAUGGAAGGAGAAAAAAAGACAACACGAGAAAAAUUAGUAUUUUCUACCUUCUGAAAUUAAUGGCCAUGAGUUCGUAUAUGGUGAACUCCAAGUAUGUGGACCCCAAGUUUCCUCCGUGCGAGGAAUAUUUGCAGGGCGGCUACCUAGGCGAGCAGGGCGCCGACUACUACAGCGGCGGCGCACAGGGCGCUGACUUCCAGCCCCCGGGGCUCUACCCGCGGCCCGACUUUGGUGAGCAACCCUUUGGAGGCGGCGGCCCUGGGCCGGGCGCAGCACUGCCCGCACGGGGUCACGGGCAAGAGCCCAGCGGCCCUGGCAGUCACUACGGAGCCCCAGGAGAGCCGUGCCCGGCGCCCCCGCCCGCGCCCCUGCCUGGCGCCCGGGCCUGCAGCCAGCCCGGCGGCCCCAAGCAGCCGCCCCCCGGGACGGCACUCAAGCAGCCCGCCGUGGUGUACCCCUGGAUGAAGAAGGUGCACGUGAAUUCGGUGAACCCCAACUACACCGGCGGGGAGCCCAAGCGUUCCCGAACGGCCUACACAAGGCAGCAAGUCCUAGAACUGGAAAAGGAAUUUCAUUUUAACAGGUAUCUGACAAGGCGUCGUCGGAUUGAAAUAGCUCACACCCUGUGUCUGUCCGAGCGCCAGAUCAAGAUCUGGUUCCAGAAUCGGAGGAUGAAGUGGAAAAAAGACCACAAGCUGCCCAACACCAAGGGCAGGUCAUCAUCAUCCUCUUCCUCAUCUUCAUCCUCCUGCUCCUCCUCAGCUGCCCCGGGCCAGCAUUUGCAGCCAAUAGCCAAGGACCACCACACGGACCUGACGGCUUUAUAGAAGUGGGGACCCUGGGCCCAAUCCUCUCAGUGCUCCAGGCGGAGCCGAAGCUGUGGGGGCAGGCCGGGCCUGCUGUCACCUCGCUGGGUUCUAAGGUACUGUGGGGUGGACCUGGGACUCGCAGGCCGCCCUCGGACUAGGUUAGCGUCCUGCCCGAGGGCAGCCCCCUCCCUAGAGUGGGGAUGGGGGUGGGAGGGUGGGCGGGAUUCUGUAAGUAUAUGAUCCUAUGGCAGGAGCUACUGAGAACAUAAAACCCUGGCGAGUCAUUAAACUCAUGAAAAUCUCUGCUGUUGGAUGUUGAAUUUGCAAAUGAAGGUUGGAUGCUUUAUCCCAGUGUGAAUUUGGACAUUCUCCCCCACUCCACCCCUCCAGGGAGCUUUGUGGUUUACUCAAUGUUGGGGGAGUUGAGGCAGAAGGUUGGUCCCCCCUGGUGCCAGGUGCUUCCAGUGGGACCAAGAGAGCUUGCCAAAAAUCUCUGAACUUUCUGAGGUGUCUUAUAUUAUUGCCAGUGUGCUAGAAAGAAAUGUCAUGCUCCCAGUGGCCCUAUGCUCAAAGAAAUAAAUCUAAGAAAGAAGUACAAAUGGGUUGUUUUAUGGUUAGAUUAUAUUUGCUUUAUUAUUUAUUUGUUGGGAGAUGGGGUACAGAAAAUAACUGACACCUCCUGCCAAAAAUCUUUAGAGGGUAAAGAGUCUGAGUUUCAAGGAGCUGAGUCAGAAAUAUGUAGACUUACUUUUGGCUAUAACUGGCAUUUUGAUCACCACCCCCUUCCUAGACCUGGAAAUAAGUGUAGGGGCCUUUAAUCCUUCUAGAAGAAGCAAUGUUGAAUUCUUGAAAAUGUAUUUCCACAUGUGCUUACACCGUAAUUGCACUGUGCUUACAAGCAGUUCUGGAUGGCUGAAGGACGAGGAAAAAAAGAAACAAAUGGCCCAACAUUUUCUUUCUGAGGAAUGAAAACAAAACCUCUAUGCUCUGGUUUGUUUGAUAAUGACUAAAUUUUCUGUUCCAACUGAAUUCCAAAUGUCCUAUAUAUUCCUUGUUGCAGUAUUAGAUAAGAAUUUCUAUGUGGCCUACAUGGAGGUGGGGCUGUGCAGUUGAGAAAAAGUGGGUAGGUGAAGAAGUCUUUUUUGUUUUUUAAAGGAAUUAUGCCUAGAAGGACACAAAAGUUGCUCUUAGGGUUUUUCCUGAAGUUUUUUUUUUUAAAGCAAAGUCAAUAAGUGAUUUUUUUUCCAACCUAUUAAUUAGAAGCAGAAAUUGAAAAAGUAUAAAAGUUUUCAGGCCCUUUUCUUUGCCUUGAAAAUUGUGGCUUAAAAACAAUAAAUCUGAAACAACAAGAGAGAUCAUUUUAAGUCACUUUUCUUAUGUGUGCCAUGUCUGUGAAGGGCUCAAAGCUCAGUUUUUCUAAAAUGUUGAGUCUUAAGGACAAGGGGCAAAGAGUCAAAAGUAAUAACUAGAGUUGAUGUACUCAAAUGAAAGUCUUUGAAAGUUUUAACCCUCAAAAACCUUGUGCUCCAAAAGAGACCUCUGACUCCAUCUACCCAAAAGUGACAAAUAAGGGGGAGGGAGAUGGGGGUAAAGUUAAAUCUUAAUUCUAAGGUCCAUAAUGAAGUUAUUUGCUCAGUACUUCAGAACAUUUUAGAAGGUUUUAGUAGCAGUCUUUAAAAUACACUUAAGUGGAGGAAAGGGAAAAGAUUUUCUCUUGAAGGCAUAUUCUUUGGUUCUGUGUCUCCUGAGAGCUAAGGGCAGGUAUUCAUUGAGAUCCCUAUGCUAAAAUUUCCCUUCUCUAAAGUAUCAUCCAAGCCUUGGUCUUUUGUAUUAGACCCCGGGGACAGCUCUUUGUUCCUCCUUGGGGUAAGCCUGGCUCUCAGACUUGCACAUGGCAAUACUUGAAUAUCGCCACGUCGGUAUAUUAAAGAUGGAUAUUCCUGCAUUAUUCCCAUCAUUGUUUCUAUGACAAAAAGCACAGAGUUCAUACAUAGUCAAGACGUCUUCUUUCUGACGCCCUCACGUUGAGAGGCUGAAAAGGUAUUUUACUGAAGUUUGGCUAAAUUACAGAAUCAGGUUCAUCCAGAGGACAAAUUUUCUAUUCGAUUAGCUGUAUUUCAGCCAGGAGGACUGACCUCUAAACCCUUAACCUUUUGGACUCUGACUACCCUUCUCUUCUCCACCUCCCCCCCCCCUUCUAACAUGGAGAGCAGUCUUUGGAUGCAGCAUUUGAAAAGACCCACUAUCCUUAGGCAAAUUGGAAAGUUGCUAAGAUGCUUUCCUAAAACCCAAAUAUGUGCAUACAUGAACCUUCUCCUUGGGAGGGGAAAAUAUAUUUUCACAAUAUCCAACUAUAUAGAUAUUAUGGAGAUUAUUAUAUAGACUUUUUCCCUUCUCCCAAGAAGUUCUGGUUACUUACCCAGCUUCAGACCAAAUGCCAUGCUGCCUUCACCCCUGCCCCAAAAGAAGCCAAAAGACAUGUUUUCCUGAAGAAAACCCCAGCUUCUCAAACAUAGCCCCACUAUUUUGGAAAGUAACUUAAUCAGAGAAACAACUUCUUUGUUUAUAAGUCUCAGCUCCCCUUCUCAGCUUUGAGGGAUUGUCUUUUGAAAUGUUAAUGAAGCCUGGUUGGCCCAGAGGGCAGCUCCCUUUCCUGAAGACCCACUUGGACCCCAGUAUCCAUUUGGGCCCACAGGAGUAGACUAGGAAAGGGACAGGACCCCCCCCCCUCCCCAACCACCCAGGGCAGGGGAGGAAAUGAGUUUCCAUCUGGGAACAUGCUCUGGAGAAAGUUUGGUGUGCUAAGGCUCCAGUGCCCAUUUGCUAUUAUUUGUUUUCAGUUUAUUCCCCCAAAUAUGAGCCAGAAAUGUUUGUUUUGGUGGUUGAUUUUUUUGAAACCUGUGUUGGGGUCGUGACAGGGGGUGAAGUGUUUGCUGAGUACACUACUCUUGUGACUGCCAUCUCGCUAUGUCCAUUGCAGCCUUUUGUUGUGAGAUGACAUUGUCAGUCAGCCUUGGAGCCUGUUCACAUGAGAUGCUUUUU
Perognathus longimembris pacificus (Pacific pocket mouse) is the source of this 5723-nucleotide messenger RNA. It is a transcript of the gene Hoxd4, whose product is annotated as homeobox D4. Gene Ontology annotation, biological process: embryonic skeletal system morphogenesis; regulation of transcription by RNA polymerase II; anterior/posterior pattern specification. Gene Ontology annotation, cellular component: nucleus. Bases 1932 to 2699 code for a protein of 255 amino acids. Gene Ontology annotation, molecular function: RNA polymerase II cis-regulatory region sequence-specific DNA binding; DNA-binding transcription factor activity, RNA polymerase II-specific. The transcript has 4 exons. The record is from RefSeq and is a predicted model, not a curated record. Lineage: Eukaryota; Metazoa; Chordata; Mammalia; Rodentia; Heteromyidae.